GACCUCUUCACCGAAUUACCUUGGUACAGAACUAUUGAUUUCGUGAAAAUGGAGGCACUUGUGGCCGUUGGGGUCGCUUCGAACUUGGUCCAGUUCGUAGACUUCGCGGUAAAGCUUAUCAGGACCUCAAACGAGCUCCGGCAUAACGCAGCCUCGGCGGAAAACAGAGAGCACGUUUUGCUCACGAUCCAUCUGCAAAAAAUCGCAACAGAUAUCAACAAUACUUCACAGGCCAUCGAGCAACAUAACUUAUCAGAGUCGCCUGAUGACGAGGCUCUAAGGCCAGUGAUCAAAGGCUGCUGCCUACUUGCUCAACAACUGCUCCAGCGCCUCGAGGGAUGUGGCAUUCGGCCAGGCCAGACUAACACAUUCACGGCUCGUGCAAGAAGUACCCUGAAAUGUAUGUGGAACAAGCGAGAGGUCCAAGAUAUAUCAGACAGGCUGGAACGAUUUCGAACGGAAAUAAGCCUCCACCUGAUUUGUCAAAUAGAGCAACGCCAAAUGUUAUAUCAGACCCUCCUUCCUAAGAAAGAGGAUCUUGCAGCACUACAAGAUACGGUUAAUGAACUACAAUCACAGAUUCGGAGCAUACAGUCCCAAUUUGAUACCAGGUCGGGCCAACUCCAGUCCAUGCCAAACUUUAGCAUUCUGCUGGGAUCCGAACAACCACAAUCACUUUCGGAAACUGCUAGGGCGGUCACUGUAGUUGCAAGCAAACAAGACGAGAUCCUUGAGCAACUAGGCUAUUUGAAGCAGGAUUUGGCAACCACUCAGAAUCAAAAUGAUGCAAUGUUUGACUCCCUCGCGAGUUUCAAGACUUCAAAUGAAGAGCUUUACAAUCAAUCAACCCAGGCGGCGGCGUCUUUUGCGGAAUUUGGCCCAGCAUUUCAAACCGCUCUUCGUACCGGACUCUUGGAAUGUCAGCAAGCAAUUCUUGCAGGUGUCGAAAAAUCGGUUAAAGACGCUUUGAAGACAGAAUUCACUGAUCUGCAAGCAAUACUGUCACCUACUGUUCAGAACCCAUAUGUUUGUAUGGCGAAUGACUGCGCAAUGCGUGAUCCUAGAUCAGAAACAUCAGAUCUUGAUUGUGUCACAAGGAAAGAUUCGUGGCCAAGUGAAGUAAAUCAUAGAGCAUACUUCAGCAUACACGAAAAAAAAAAUAUAAGAAGACAGGAUAGCGUGGUUCUUCACUCGUACUUCAGGAUAAAGACAUCCAAAAUAGGGACUAUGUUGAUCAUGAUUUGGUAUAAAGUCAAGUUCGAUCAUCUUGGUUCAUCAAAAAGCGUCUUCGAACUGGCGGUGAACCUCGUCCCGAAUUUGUCAUGGUUCAGUACAGGCUGCUCUGCAACUUUUCGAAAGGAGGUGGAUAACAAGGGAGUUUUGCAGCUUAACCAUCAUUUACACACCUAUCGUGUCAUUCAGGUCGAACACGAUGCCAUCAGGGCUGUGGAACGAGGGGAUCUGGAAAUAGUUCGAAUGAUGCUUGAUGAGAGGACAGUGCUUCCAACAGAUCGCGAUUCUGGCGGGAGCACCCUACUUCAUUACGCCGUUGCUCAUGGCCGUUUAGACAUUCUCAAAGCACUUGUCGCCCGUGGGGCCGAUGUUAAUGCUCAGGACGGGAUCGGCCGAUCUCCUCUUGUGUGGGCGCUUUUGCCGACCAUUUUGCUCUUGAACGACGAAGGUUUCGCAAUCCUUUAUUACUUGCAAUCACUCUCCUCCACAGAUAUGAGUUGUCUUUGGGAAGAUCACCUACGAGGUACUAUGAUCACGGACCUGGUGAUCUUUCCUGUUUCUCAAACGGUAGAUAUUCAGCAUAAGCUGAAGGAUUGGGACGUGGCAUGCAAAUCCGUGGAGGUGGAACUAAAUGAUCAUACCUGCAGCUUCAAUGAAUCCUUGGUGUGCCAUUUCAGCUUCUGGACGCCAAACUCCCCAGAAGUCUCGGAUAUACGACACAGGCUAAACAUAAACAUAGGAGGCCUCGCAUCCAUCCAACAAAAUGCACGGGCUACAAUACCUCGUGUAUUUGAAAGCAUAGUUUCACAGGGGCUUGCAAGCGCCACUAAUAAUCCCAGUAUUAAUGUACCUGUAUCAUUUACUGCAGCGAUAAUGGUAUUCCAUCUAUGCACAGCCAGGACUCACUCGUUGAUAGGCGACUUACCUUCGCCCAACGUCACUUUCAGAUAUCGCGGCUAUUUUGUCGUUGGUAAAUUGGCAUUCUCCCUCAAUUUUCUAGAGCAUGUCAUUCAUCUCGGCAUUAGCUACCGGCCAGACUGUAUCUUCGACACCUAUCAGGGCAGUACAAUUUACGACAUAUUCUGGUAUACCGACUGGGAGGAUGUUUGGGAGGGGAUUCUUGAAGAUCAUGGAAUCGACCCAAGUUGGGCUUGUGAAGAAAACGAAAGAAGAAAGCGUGUAGUACUCGGCCAAACAUCAGCCCAUGAUGUGGCAAGCCCAACUCAAAGUGCUGCGGAUAUCGUGCAAGUCAAGCGACGACAGACAUAUCAUGUAGCCGAGCAUUGAACGAAGAGGUUGAACGCAAAC
This is a messenger RNA of Truncatella angustata, 2541 nucleotides long. RefSeq lists its product as uncharacterized. Lineage: Eukaryota; Fungi; Ascomycota; Sordariomycetes; Amphisphaeriales; Sporocadaceae. The transcript has 4 exons. Bases 49 to 2520 code for a protein of 823 amino acids. Gene Ontology annotation, molecular function: protein binding. The record is from RefSeq and is a predicted model, not a curated record.